AUGAAAGGCGAGAGAGUGAUUGCACAGGCUAUAGCUAGGACGAAGAGGCAGAGCUAUAACUGCACGUGUUUGGGAAAAACCGAUGGAAAAUUAAUUUUAGACUGCAACGCAAACUCUAACUGCCCUCCUGGACCAGCGGGACCACCCGGAGCUCCUGGUCUCGAUGGGGCGCCAGGUUUGCCUGGUGCUCCUGGAGCACCAGGAAUGAGCGGUGUUAUGCCAUCUGUAGUAAUGGACCAUGUAGCUCACUGUCGCAUGUGUCCCAAUGGACCGCCAGGCUUCCCAGGUCCUCAAGGAUUAGCAGGCCCUCCUGGACUUGAAGGCCCUAGCGGCACUGAUGGCAUGCCUGGACCAGAUGGACACCCAGGAAUGCCUGGAAAUCCAGGACUGCCAGGUGAAGUUGGAAUGCCUGGAAAACCCGGACCACCUGGAGACAAGGGCCGCGAUGGAGCUACAAUGGGUAAAGGGCUUCCGGGAGAACCUGGAGAGCGUGGACCUAUGGGACCACCUGGCUUUCCUGGUCAAGACGGACCAGCUGGGAAUCCGGGUAUACCUGGCAAUCAAGGACCUGCAGGACCUACAGGAGAAGUGGGACCGGAGGGUCCACCAGGUUUUGAUGGGCCAACUGGACCCAUGGGGACACCAGGAGAGGAUGCCAGUUAUUGUCAUUGUCCUGCAAGAACCAAGUCGAAAGUCUAA
Cylicostephanus goldi is the source of this 699-nucleotide messenger RNA. The record is from the annotation of a GenBank genome assembly. Lineage: Eukaryota; Metazoa; Nematoda; Chromadorea; Rhabditida; Strongylidae.